GUCACACACGCUGCUUUUUGAAGAUGGCGGACACAGAAAUUGCCUCUGCCAAGAAAGAAAAGAAAAAGAAGACAAAGAAAAUUACAGAUGAAGAAGUUGGGGAAAUUCAAGAAAGUGGUGACUUCCUCAUCAAACCUGAAUCUAAGGUUGCAAGCUUGGACACAUCUCAAUGGCCAUUGCUGCUGAAGAACUUUGAUAAGCUGAACAUCAGGACGGGUCAUUACACUCCUCUGCCACAUGGGUCGAAUCCACUCAAGAGGAACAUACAUGAUUAUGUCAGGGCUGGUUUCAUUAAUCUGGAUAAACCUGCUAACCCAUCCUCCCAUGAAGUUGUGGCUUGGAUCAAGAGAAUCCUUCGCGUUGAGAAAACGGGCCACAGUGGCACUCUCGACCCCAAAGUGACGGGCUGCCUGAUUGUGUGUGUAGAGAGAGCCACGCGAUUGGUCAAAUCUCAGCAGAGUGCAGGCAAAGAGUAUGUGGGAAUAGUACGGCUACACAAUGCUCUAGAGAACGAACAUCAGCUAGCAAGGGGUCUGGAGUGUUUAACAGGAGCUUUGUUCCAAAGACCUCCACUCAUCGCCGCUGUGAAGCGACAACUGCGAGUGCGGACCAUCUACGAGAGCAAACUGAUCGAAUAUGACUCUGAGAGAAGAUUAGGUAUAUUCUGGGUGAACUGUGAAGCGGGCACAUACAUCAGAACUCUGUGUGUUCAUCUGGGGCUGCUGCUGGGAGUCGGUGGUCAGAUGCAAGAGCUGCGACGUGUCCGCUCAGGUGUUCUGGGUGAAAAGGAUAACAUGGUGACCAUGCAUGAUGUGUUGGACGCCCAAUGGCAGUUUGACCACAACAAAGACGAGACGUAUCUGAGGAGAGUGAUCUUCCCUCUGGAGAAACUGCUCAUAUCACACAAGAGGAUCGUCAUGAAAGACAGUGCUGUGAACGCUAUAUGUUACGGUGCGAAGAUCAUGUUGCCAGGCGUCCUGCGAUAUGAAGAUGGUAUUGAGAUGAAUCAAGACAUUGUCGUCAUAACUACCAAAGGAGAGGCUAUUUGCACAGCGGUCGCUCUAAUGACCACAGCUGUCAUAUCCACAUGUGAUCACGGGGUUGUCGCCAAAAUCAAGAGGGUCAUUAUGGAGCGUGAUACAUAUCCGCGCAAAUGGGGCCUUGGACCAAAGGCAAGCCAGAAGAAAACGAUGAUUCAAAAAGGACUUCUAGACAAACAUGGCAAACCAAAUGGCAGCACCCCUGCAGACUGGAAAGACGGUUAUGUGGACUACAGCACUCCCAAGACAAAGAAGGUGGAGAGUGGUGAUGAUGGUCCAACAGGAACAAAGCGGAAGCGAGAUGACAGUGGAAGUGACAAUGACACUGCUGCCGCCACUCAGGACACUUCAAAGACAGAAGAAAUCAAGGAGAAGAAGAAAAAGAAGAAAGAAAAGAAACUAAAGCUGCAGACUGAAGAGGGAGCCGUUGAAGCUCCUGAAGAGGCACCUGCAGAGGGUGACACUGAGGUUACAGAGAGUACAAAGAAGAAAAAAAAGAAGAAAAAAGUGAAAGAUGCAGAGAAUGGAUCAGAGUGAACAUGGAGACUCCUGUAAUAUUAGACUGAUAAAGACCUUCAAGGUUUUGGAGGAAGAUCACACGGACCCUUUGGUCAAGUGGAAACUCAGUCCUCUAAACUUGCCCACCAGUGAGUCAUGUCUGUUCUGGCGUGAUUGGUCAACAGCGGAUUGGUCAAGAUCCAUGGCAGUUUGUUUGCUUCUGAAUGGUUGACUUUUUGUUUACUUGUCCUUGUAGAACCCAUGUUGCCUGGGUAUAUUCAUGUAUUUUAAGUGGAGAGAUUUUUUUAUUGUUGUAAAUACAGAGAAUGAAACAGUUAUCCUUAACCAAUCAAAAGAAACAUGAAUAUUUGCUUACAAA
Xyrauchen texanus (razorback sucker) is the source of this 1917-nucleotide messenger RNA. RefSeq names its product H/ACA ribonucleoprotein complex subunit DKC1-like. Gene Ontology annotation, cellular component: box H/ACA snoRNP complex. Lineage: Eukaryota; Metazoa; Chordata; Actinopteri; Cypriniformes; Catostomidae. The record is from RefSeq and is a predicted model, not a curated record. Gene Ontology annotation, biological process: rRNA pseudouridine synthesis; box H/ACA sno(s)RNA 3'-end processing; snRNA pseudouridine synthesis. The transcript is spliced from 15 exons. Bases 24 to 1577 code for a protein of 517 amino acids. Gene Ontology annotation, molecular function: pseudouridine synthase activity; RNA binding.